Lethenteron reissneri (Far Eastern brook lamprey) is the source of this 3818-nucleotide messenger RNA. Its product is annotated as receptor-type tyrosine-protein phosphatase beta-like. Gene Ontology annotation, biological process: peptidyl-tyrosine dephosphorylation involved in inactivation of protein kinase activity; angiogenesis. The record is from RefSeq and is a predicted model, not a curated record. Gene Ontology annotation, molecular function: protein tyrosine phosphatase activity; cadherin binding. Lineage: Eukaryota; Metazoa; Chordata; Hyperoartia; Petromyzontiformes; Petromyzontidae. Gene Ontology annotation, cellular component: signaling receptor complex.
GCAUAUGUCCCGAAGAUAUCAAAGACAUGGGCCCAGGGUUACAUCCUAAAGUUAAUCUAAUAAAGUACAAGAUUCUGCAAGUAUAAUAUUCACUGAACUUCAGAGCAGUUAAUAUUUUUGGGAAUAUAUUUGAUGACGACUGUGAGUAUAGCAGUGCCAUUUUUGUUUAUUGUACAAUGUUGAUCAUCAUGGUUAUAUAUCUCUAUCCUUUUACAGAUCCAGCACCUGUCGGUGCAUUUAAAUGUUUCCCGAAUACGUCGACGAAUAUUUACUGCAAUUGGUCUCUCCCCAUUGGUGUAUUUAUGGAUAUUCUUUUGUGGGUGUCUGAUAACUCUACUGUGGUGCAAAACAUCAGCAUUUUCAAUGGCAAAGACCCCUCUAUAAGCACAUCUCCUGACAAGCAACCAAAAGUAAAAUUACUGUUGAGCACAACAACCAAUAAAACGUUCAUCACAAUUGAACAACUGAAGCCGAACACUCUUUACACGGUCAGCAUCGCGGUCAUUGCCGGAUCUCUGCAAAGUCAAAUCAUUGAAAGCACUGCAAAGACUGACGUGACCGCUCCGCCAGACAUUCCGGAGUCGGUGAAGGUCGACUCGGUGCCGAACACAGUGACCUCGAACAGCCUGACCUUGUCCUUCAGCUGCAGCUGGUUCGCCACCACCAACGGCGACCUCAAGUACUUCACGGUCAUCGUCAAGGAGUCCGCGGAGACGACCACCGAUAAGCCCGAGAAUAAAUGGCCACUGAGCAAGUAUUCGGACUACGUGAGCGGCACAACGAAGGUGUACCAGGUGGACGACCGCGUCUACCCCGCCGACUGCAAAAGCCCGAGCGCCACCGUGCAGGUCAAAGUCGGCACCGGCGCCACCAAGGGCGGCUUCGACGACGGUGCGCUGAAGCCGAACACGAAGUACAGGUUCAGUUUCCGUGCGUACACGUUCAUCCCGGGCACACGCUCCGUCCGCGCUGGGAACCAAGCCUUCUUCGCGGACACUUUCUUCUCUCUGCCGAUCUUGACCUUGGUCGGCCCCACAGACAGCGGCGCGGUGGCAGGCGGAGUGAUUGGAGGGUUGCUGGGCGGAGUGGCGUUAGCCGCUGGGGGCUUCUUCCUCUACAAGAAGCGGAACCAGCUGCAGAAGGGAUCAAAGUCAAACAGGAAUGGAAUAUCGUCAUUGCGGGCCAGCAGACUCCAACCGGCACCCUAUAAACCCAGCCCUGUGUUCGCCACUCAGUUCGAGACUCACGUGAAGGAGCUGAGCCAAGAUUCCAACUACUUAUACUCCUUGGAAUUCGAGCACCUGAAGGAGAAGGGAAAAAAUCAGUCGAAGGACAUGGCCCGAUUGCCGCAGAACGCUCCCAAGAACCGCUACGCCAACAUCUUGCCGUACGAUCACAACCUCGUUCCACUCAACAAGAGUGGGGGGUCCAACUACAUCAACGCAAGCUUCAUCUCCGGCUACAGCCGCACGCGCGAGUACAUCGCCACGCAGGGCCCCAAGGAGGACACGGUGGCUGACCUCUGGCAAAUGGUGUGGGAGCAGAACGUGUACACCAUCGUCAUGCUCACCGGCGUCAUGGAAGGAGGACGGGAGAAAUGCGCCAAGUACUGGCAGGACGACAUGGAGCCCCAUUUUCAGGGUGACCUGGUGCUGCGGAAGGUGUCCGAGACCGUUCUGGACGACUGGACAAUACGCAACCUCCAGAUCUACUCGAAAGACGCGGAGACGAUGGAGGAGGUGCGCGACAUCCGGCAGUUCCACUUCACGGCGUGGCGCGACCACGGCGUGCCCCGCGAACCGCAAUCCGUGCUCAAGUUCCUGGAGGUCGUGCGCUCGCACGCCAACAAGUCGCCCCAGAACAGCCUCACGCUCGUGCACUGCAGUGCCGGCGUGGGUCGCACGGGGACGCUGAUUGGGCUGGACGUGGCGCUGCAGCAGGUGCAGAAGGAGGACAAGGUGGACGUGUUCCACAUCACGGCGCGCAUGCGCGAGCAGCGCAUGCUGAUGGUGCAAACGGAGGAGCAGUACAUCUUCCUCCACCAGUGCAUCAAAGAGAAGUUGAAGAGCAAGGACCUGGAAGGCUACACCAACGACGUCUACCAAAACUUAUAGGCGGGCAUGCGGGCAUUGGCGGAGCCGUCGAUCGAUCUCGCGAUCGCUUCGCUUCGUUUUUGCCGUGCGUGUGUGUUGACGUGGCAGCGUGAGUGUGUUCCGAGCGUGCGCGCGUGUGUCUGUGCGUAAUUUAGUUAGGGUGGAGCAGUAGUGUAGCGGUUAGCGCGCGGCACUACGAACCCGUCGACCUGAGUUCGAUUCCCACUCUCGGCCAACACCAGUGACGAUUACUUUGAACCGGUCCUGGGCCUCCCCUAGGUCGACUCAGCCUCAAAUUAGUACCUGGUACGGUGUGUGUAAAAACAUCGCCACUGGGGAGACAAAGGCGGUCGGGCGUGGUGCUGUCCACCCACCCCCUCGCGUGCCUAGCCGGCCUUCAUAGGUGCUCGCUAACAGCACUUGCCCCAACAUUCUGUUAAGGCUACACGGGGGAUCUUUAUCUGUGCGUAGAGUGGCGGUUGGUCAAUAGGAAAUUACUGUGCGUGUGUGUGUGUAUAUAUAUUACUAAGUGUACAGAUGGAGGAGUAUCCUGCUGUCUUAAUUACACGUGGUGAACAAGCUGGCAAAGUAUUUUAUGCGGCGGCUAGCCUGUCGUUACGGUGUCCCAGCGGUCGCGAUGUCGAGAAAGUAACAAAAAUGUGACCAUGCCAACUAAACUACACCUCUGCGUUCUGUAGUUUGUAAACGGCAAGUUUUUUUUGAACUUUUUAUGCCAGGUGUGGAAGGGUACUUAUUCCGCUCACUUGUGGAGCCAGUGGGGGGGGGGGGGGGGGGGGGGUACGUGCCCCCCCCCCAAGAAUUAGGGAUUUCGAUCGGAUCAUUGGGGUUUAUUAGUAAUAAAUCGGCAUUUUGCGACCCCCACUGCCACUGUGUAGCAUAUUAUUACGUGCCAGGGACUCUGUGAGAUGGUAGGACAAUAGCCUUGAGUCCAUAAUUGGCCAUAAGUAACGGCAAAGCGGUUAUAAGUAACUCACAGAAUUGUGCGCAGUUGCGUAUAGAGUCCACGACUUCCCUUCAGCGAGCGCGAUGCCGAUCACACAACGCGGUUCGAAUUCGACCCUCGAUCGAUGGCUGUGCCAUCGCCGCACACCUAUCGAAUAAAAAGCAAGGGACAAGUCCUUACUUACGAACAACUCCUAUCAUUUUUAAAUCCUUUAUAUUAAGUUCGCUUGCUUGCUUACGACCGUGCAAAUCUUUCGGUCGUUUUUUAACCUACUUCCCGUAAUCCAAUCGAGCUGACAUUUUCCACACAGACUCGUUGUGCGUGACAAUUAAUGUUCGUGAAAUUUUUUUUCCAAAAUGUUACACUUUUUAGGACAAAAAUAUUAUAAUUAAUUACCAAUUGCUUAAUGGUGCAAUGUAAUCAUCUGACCCAUAGGUGGCAGCCAUCUCAAGCCAGAGGACGAGAGGACUCUAGCCGCCACGCAUAUAAAGGAUUUAUAGUGAAAAACUUUGUUUUUACGGGUUAUACUUGUUAAUUGCUGGAGUGGUUUCCCCCCCACCCCCCGACCUGAAAAUCCUGGCUCCGCCAUUUUUUCCGUUCAUUCCUCGGAGUAGCAAACGGCAGCGGAUUUUUUGUGCCGAGCCGUCGAACAAAGGACGGUGGUCACAUUUUUAAUUUAAAGCUUUCGCGACUGCAGGGAUUCAUCUUCUUGGUUCUUUCGGUAAAGUCACGUAGAAGGGAAAUAAUAAAAUAAUAAAAAU